GUGGACAAUUUGAGCCCCAAAUCAACAUACACCUAAUUUGCUGAGGGAAACAGAGAUUUGAAUCUUAGCCAAGAAUAAAUACAAACAAAAAACACAGAAAAACAGAGCAAAAAGAGCAAAAGAGAGAGAUGGAGAAGGGAGAGAGAGCCUACAAAGCUCACUGCUUGGUGUUACCCUAUCCAUCCCAAGGCCACAUCAAUCCCAUGCUCCAAUUCUCCAAGCUUUUAAAUCACAAAGGAAUCAAAAUCACACUAGCCAAUACCAUCUUUGUCCACAACACCAUUCAAAAAAUUUCAUCAUCAUCCUCAUCAUCCACUUCCAUUGCAUUUGAGACCAUUUCUGAUGGCUAUGAUGAAGGUGGGAUUACUCAAGCAGAGAGCAUAGAAGCCUAUUUGGACCGGUUUCGAAAAAUCGGGACGAAGACUCUGAUUGAGCUUAUUGACAGGCUCUCUGGCUCAGGGAACCCAGUUGAUUGUAUUGUCUACGAUGCAUUCAUGCCUUGGCCUCUUGAUGUAGCCAAAAAGUUUGGGAUUGUUGGAGCAGUUUUCUUCACUCAGUCUUGUGCCGUUGACAACAUAUUCUACCAUGUCCACCAAGGCCUGCUCAAACUUCCUCUGCCUCCUGACUCUGAGAUUUUGCUUCCUGGAUUGCCACCACUUCAACCUUCUGACAUGCCUUCUUUCAUCUAUGUUUAUGGAUCAUACCCUGCUUUCUUCACAAUGGUUGUGGAUGGUCAGUUCUCUAAUGUUGACAAAGCUGAUUGGGUUUUCUGCAACACAUUUUACGAGCUGGAAGAAGAGGUGGUGGAUUGCAUGGCAAAGCUUUGGCCAUUGAGGACAAUUGGACCAACAAUCCCAUCAAUGUACUUGGAUAAGCGGCGUGAAGACGACAGAGAAUAUGGUUUCAGCCUUUUUAACCCAAACAGUGAUGCCUGCUUGACAUGGCUAAAUGCGAAGCCAAAAGGGUCUGUAGCUUAUGUGUCUUUUGGAAGCUUAGCAGAACUUGGAGAAAAUCAAAUGGAGGAACUGGGUUGGGGCCUGAGGAACAGCAACAACUAUUUCUUGUGGGUGGUUAGGGAAAAAGAAGCAGCCAAGCUGCCAAAAGGGUUUGUGGAGGAGACAUCUGGGAAGGGUUUGGUGGUUUCAUGGUCCCCUCAGUUGGAUGUUUUGGCAAAUGAGGCUGUUGGAUGCUUUGUCACACAUUGUGGUUGGAACUCAACUUUGGAGGCUCUGAGUUUAGGAGUUCCAAUGGUGGCAGUGCCACAAUGGACUGACCAAAGCACCAAUGCCAGGUUCAUCAUGGAUGUGUGGAAAAUGGGGCUCAAAGCUCAAGCUGAUGAGAAAGGGAUCGUGAGACGAGAAGAAAUAGCAAAUUGUGUGAGAGAAAUAUUGGAAGGGGAGAGAGGGAAGGAGAUUCGAAAGAACACUUCGAAGUGGAAAGAAUUGGCCAAGAACGCAGUGGAUGAAGGUGGAAGUUCUGAUAAAAACAUUGAUGAGUUCAUUGCAAAACUGGUUCAAAACUACUAGCUUUAGCUUUUUGUAGAGUUACCUCUGUGAAAAAUAAAAGUGAGGCUAUGUAAUGUAAGGGAUAAUUAUAUUGCAGUUUAUGAACUUGUCCAAAAUAAUUAGAACUUUCA
Prunus dulcis (almond) is the source of this 1636-nucleotide messenger RNA. Its product is annotated as UDP-glycosyltransferase 74G1-like. The record is from RefSeq and is a predicted model, not a curated record. Gene Ontology annotation, molecular function: UDP-glycosyltransferase activity. The transcript has 2 exons. Bases 129 to 1526 code for a protein of 465 amino acids. NCBI's taxonomy places the organism in Eukaryota, Viridiplantae, Streptophyta, Magnoliopsida, Rosales, Rosaceae.